CUGCCUCAGCCAGUAGCACAGUGAGCGGCAGGCCAGCCACUAACAGAGCAGCCAUUCCCUGGGUCUUGAUGACUUCCAGAUGACAGCCCAGACAGCCUGGCUAGAGAGAAUUCAGCACUCAGUCACAGACAGAGAGAGAGGGGGGAGGCAGAGAUAGGGAAGGGUAGGAGAGAGAGAAACAGAGACACAGACAGACAGAGUGGUGGAGAGGAAAGGAUGAAGCAGUUGCAUAUGAAGUGGUUUAGCAGUGCUCCAGUCAGCGUUCUUACCUCAUUCUCCUGAUGGUUGUUUGUACACAGCUCUCUCCAGCUGGGGCCUGGCUGGCUGCUUUGAUUGGCUGGUGACUGAUCCACAUUCAGAUCCCAGGGAGACAGACAGACGACAGGGCAGUGUCAGUGUAUGUGUGCUGGGCCGAGAGUCAGCAUGAUGCAUCGGUGGGGUUUACUCAUCACUGUGUUCUACUGCCAGCUGUAUCUGGCUGCUGCUCAACACUGGAGGAAAGCCCUUUACCCAUCAGCUUUUACGGUGAAGCGUGGCACACACUCAUUGGUCAACCCCACCUUCCAGAACUCUGUGGAAGAUGUUAACCUGCUGUUUGAGAUCCUGCUGGCAGGCCUGCAGAUCGAGGGUGAGGACAAGCCCUUCGUGAUCCCAGACAAGGAGCUGGCGUCUCUGAGGAGGGUCCAAAAGCUGGAGGUUAUCUGUGAGGACGUCCUGCCCAAGAGACUCUCCGAGAUCAGACGUCUGACCUCCCACCUGUCCCAGCGCAGAGGUGCCCUAAGCAGGGAGGACUUUGAGCGCACAGUGCUCACUAUGGUGUACACUGCCCAGACUCUAGCUCAUACCACCUCCCAACACCAGAAGGCGCUGUGGGGAGACGCCCUGCUGCAGCUGUUCAGGGCCAUUCAAGAAGAUCUGACGCCUCCACCCAGGACACCUCAGCACAACUAGUGUUAUGGACAUGUGGACACAUUCUUUUAGAUACUGUAAUAUACUGAUCAUUUUAUAUUGUAACACAAGUCACUUUUUGGCAGAAAAUUGAAAGGAUGUUUUCUAUUGAGUUGUAUUGUAUAAUCAAAAUGACUGUUCUGAUAAUGUAAUGUGUUUGGUUAUGAUCAAAUGAUAUGAUCUAAUCAUAUUGAAAGGAGGAUGUGGGAAAAGGAGGAAUGUGAACAAUAUCCUGUUCAUGUUCUAUCUACCGGAUUCCGCCUUGUUCCAGGACUUCAGAUGUAAACAAACAUUUUAAAUAUUUCAUCAGUCACUCUGUCAUGAUUCAUUACAGGUCUUUAUCAAAUCUUCUGUCAUAAUCUUCUCAGUUGUUUAUCACAAUCACAUAAUCUUUUCCCAGGACAGUCCUGUUGCGAAAAGGAGCUUCAUGAAAAAAUAGUUCCAUGAGGUGCAGAAAUAUUGUAUUGAACUGUAACAUUGCUUUGGUGAAGACAGGGGUAUCAAUUUGCUCAGCUUAUUUCUCUGCAAUUGAUAUUAUAAUAAAAUAAUGAUCAAUA
Salvelinus sp. IW2-2015 is the source of this 1505-nucleotide messenger RNA. RefSeq names its product protein FAM180A. NCBI's taxonomy places the organism in Eukaryota, Metazoa, Chordata, Actinopteri, Salmoniformes, Salmonidae. The record is from RefSeq and is a predicted model, not a curated record.